Molecule: messenger RNA, 984 nt
Organism: Recurvomyces mirabilis
Lineage: Eukaryota; Fungi; Ascomycota; Dothideomycetes; Mycosphaerellales; Teratosphaeriaceae
Exons: 2
Coding region: 1-984 (327 amino acids)
Source: RefSeq, a predicted model, not a curated record
AUGAACGUGGGCCCUUACCCUCCACAGCAGCCGGGCAGCGGCGCCUUUGCGUUUAACCACAAUAAUGCAGCAGCAGCAGCUUAUCCUUACCAAGCUUCGUCUUCUCCCUCCUAUUACGGCGGCGGCGGCGGCAGCGGCAGUGGAUCUUUCACUCCGCGAUCGAAUGCCAGCCUGAACGCAGGCACGAGUCAAGCUUUCGUGCCGCCGCAGACCGGUUAUGGCAAUGAUAAUGGCCAGACUGGAGCGAUGGCGUCAACCGCCGCGAAUAUAAUGCAUGCACAGAAUCUCGUCGGCCAGCAGUUUCCUUAUACUACCACCCCGUACACCCAGUCGAUCUCUGCACAAGCACCGACACCAUCGGCAAUAUCACAGCCUAUAGCACAGCAGAUACUACAGCAGAACCACAGCGCAUCACCGCAGCCCCAAUCACGAGGCUCGCCUAAUGCGGCCGGCCAGCAACAGGUGCAGCAGCCGAAGACGCAGACACCGCCGAUAAGACACACAAUGGCGGCACCGCCUCUGCCACAAUCGCCUGCCACUGUGCAACAACCCGGCACGAGCAGUGCCUCGCCUUCCUCUGCCACACCACAGUCACCGGGCAGCGCGAUCAGAGAGCAGCAGCGUGUAGCAUUACUAUUGGACAUCAACGCCGAGCUACUUCAAGAGCUCAACAAACUCAUUGCGUCAGGCGCUGGCGGCUUAACGUCCAUGAAGCAAGUUAGUGAGCUCAAUGCCAAUGGUCAGAAUGGGGACAUGGCCUCGGAUGAUUUCAUGCACGUAUUUCGACGAUUACAGGCCAACUUGGCAUACUUGAUGCCGUUAGCGCAGAACGGUGGUAGCAGGGCGGCGAAGGGCCCGGCCACCAUGUCUGCGCCGCCACAUAUGCCCCAGAUUCAGCCCAGGUACGACCAGCUCAAAGAAUUGUUUCCUGGUUGGGUGGGGGUGGACUUUACGACACAGCAGCAAUUGUUUGGCCGAGGAUGA